Molecule: messenger RNA, 4246 nt
Organism: Ictidomys tridecemlineatus (thirteen-lined ground squirrel)
Lineage: Eukaryota; Metazoa; Chordata; Mammalia; Rodentia; Sciuridae
Gene: Xpo6
Product: exportin 6
Biological process (GO): protein export from nucleus
Molecular function (GO): nuclear export signal receptor activity; small GTPase binding
Source: RefSeq, a predicted model, not a curated record
GCUGCCCUCCUUGCCGGCCUCGGAGCCCCAUUUCCUGCUUUUUCAGUUUUCUUGGGGAGGAACGGGUGGGUCUGGAUGAAUUGCCCCGGGGGUCCUCGAUGAGGCGGACCGGAAGGCCGUGCUCCUUUUAGAGGGUCCCUGCGGGACCCGGGUGGGGAAGGGGUUGUCUUUGCAUGGUCGGGGGACUUCCCGAGCUUGCCGGGACCAUGACCUGAACUGUGCGGGCGGGACGUGUCCGAAGCCCUAGAGCCAGCUCACCUGAGCCGCCCCCUCCCCGGCCAGCAUGGCAUCUGAAGAAGCCUCCCUCAGGGCAUUGGAAAGUUUGAUGACAGAAUUUUUCCAUGAUUGUACAACCAAUGAAAGAAAACGUGAGAUAGAGGAGCUUCUUAAUAACUUUGCCCAGCAAAUAGGAGCCUGGAGAUUCUGCCUCUAUUUUCUCUCCAGCACGAGGAAUGACUAUGUAAUGAUGUACAGUUUAACGGUUUUUGAGAAUCUGAUCAAUAAAAUGUGGCUUGGGGUCCCAUCUCAGGAUAAGAUGGAAAUCCGCAGCUGCCUGCCCAAACUCCUUUUGGCUCACCAUAAAACCUUACCUUACUUUAUCCGGAACAAACUCUGCAAAGUUAUUGUUGAUAUAGGACGUCAGGAUUGGCCCAUGUUCUACCAUGACUUUUUUACUAAUAUUUUACAGUUGAUCCAGUCACCUGUGACAACCCCCCUUGGGCUGAUCAUGUUGAAGACAACUUCGGAAGAGCUAGCUUGUCCCCGCGAGGAUCUUAGCGUGGCUCGGAAGGAGGAGUUGCGGAAGCUGCUGCUAGACCAGGUGCAGACGGUGCUCGGGCUCCUGACAGGUAUCUUGGAGACUGUCUGGGACAAACACAGUGUUACUGCUGCCACUCCACCACCAUCCCCGACCUCAGGAGAAAGUGGUGACUUACUGAGUAACCUGUUGCAAAGUCCUAGUUCAGCCAAACUGUUGAAUCAGCCAAUUCCCAUCCUCGAUGCGGAGAGUGAGUAUAUCUGUUCCCUGGCCUUGGAGUGCCUGGCCCACCUCUUCAGUUGGAUUCCUCUGUCUGCCAGCAUCACCCCGUCCCUCCUCACCACCAUCUUCCACUUUGCGCGCUUUGGCUGUGACAUCCGGGCCAGAAAGAUGGCAUCAGUGAAUGGUAGCAGCCAGAACUGUGUUUUGGGUCAGGAGCGCGGCCGGCUAGGGGUCCUGGCCAUGUCCUGCAUCAAUGAACUCAUGUCCAAGAACUGUGUGCCUAUGGAGUUCGAGGAGUACUUACUGCGUAUGUUCCAGCAGACUUUCUACCUCCUGCAGAAAAUCACCAAGGAUAGCAAUGCCCACACAGUGAAGAGCAGGCUAGAAGAGCUCGAUGAGAGAAUGUGGGCUCCUGGUGAAGACCAGAAAGGUGGUAAUGGAAUGAAGGGUUGCCUGUCCUGUAGCUACAUUGAGAAGUUUACUGACUUUCUGCGGCUCUUUGUAAGUGUUCACCUGAGAAGAAUCGAGUCCUACUCCCAGUUCCCGGUGGUAGAGUUUUUGACGCUUUUGUUCAAGUACACGUUUCAUCAGCCUACUCAUGAAGGUUACUUCUCUUGUUUGGAUAUCUGGACACUCUUUUUGGACUAUCUGACAAGUAAAAUUAAAAGUCGUCUGGGAGACAAGGAAGCAGUUCUCAACAGGUACGAAGAUGCCCUGGUCCUCUUGCUCACAGAGGUGUUGAAUCGAAUCCAGUUCAGAUACAACCAGGCCCAGUUAGAGGAGUUGGAUGAUGAGACUCUGGAUGAUGAUCAGCAGACAGAGUGGCAGCGGUACUUACGCCAGAGCUUGGAGGUAGUGGCCAAAGUGAUGGAGCUCCUUCCCACACACGCCUUCUCAACCCUGUUCCCAGUUCUUCAGGACAAUUUGGAAGUGUAUUUGGGAUUACAGCAGUUUGUAGUUACUUCAGAGUCAGGACACAGGUUGAACAUCACAGCGGAGAAUGACUGUCGGCGGCUGCACUGCUCCCUGAGAGACCUGAGCUCCCUGCUGCAGGCCGUGGGCCGCCUGGCCGAGUACUUCAUCGGGGAUGUGUUUGCUGCAAGGUUCAACGACGCCUUCACGGUGGUGGAGAGGUUGGUCAAGGUCACUCUGUACGGAUCUCAGAUAAAACUGUACAACAUUGAAACUGCUGUGCCCUCGGUGCUGAAGCCCGACCUCAUUGAUGUGCAUGCUCAGUCCCUGGCUGCUCUCCAGGCCUACUCCCACUGGUUAGCACAGUACUGCAGUGAAGCCCAUCGGCAGAACACGCAGCAGUUUGUGACACUUGUCUCUACCACCAUGGAUGCCAUCACACCCUUGAUCAACACCAAGGUCCAAGACAAGCUGCUGCUUUCUGCGUGCCACUUACUGGUCUCACUAGCCACCACUGUGCGGCCUGUCUUUCUGAUCAGCAUUCCUGCAGUGCAGAAGGUGUUCAACAGGAUCACGGAUGCCUCUGCCCAGCGACUUGUUGAUAAGGCUCAGGUGCUGGUGUGCCGAGCACUCUCCAAUAUCUUACUGCUCCCAUGGCCCAACCUUCCUGAGAGCGAGCAGCAGUGGCCCGUGCGCUCCGUCAACCACGCCAGUCUCAUCUCUGCACUGUCUCGGGACUAUCGCAACCUGAAACCCAAUGCCGUCGCCCCCCAGAGAAAGAUGCCACUGGAUGACACCAAAGUGAUUAUCCACCAGACACUGAGUGUCUUAGAAGAUAUUGUGGAGAACAUCUCCGGGGAGUCCACCAAGUCCCGGCAGAUCUGCUACCAGUCGCUGCAGGAGUCUGUUCAGGUCUCCCUGGCCCUCUUCCCAGCUUUUAUCCACCAGUCAGAUGUGACUGAUGAGAUGCUGAGCUUCUUCCUCACUCUGUUUCGAGGCCUUAGAGUACAGAUGGGCGUGCCUUUCACUGAACAGAUCAUACAGACUUUCCUCAACAUGUUUACCAGAGAACAGCUGGCGGAGAGCAUCCUCCACGAAGGCAGCACUGGCUGCCGGGUGGUGGAGAAGUUCCUGAAGAUCCUACAGGUGGUGGUGCAGGAGCCGGGCCAGGUGUUCAAGCCCUUCCUCCCCAGCAUCAUCGCCCUGUGCAUGGAGCAGGUGUACCCCAUCAUUGCAGAGCGCCCUUCCCCCGAUGUGAAGGCUGAGCUGUUCGAACUCCUUUUCCGGACGCUCCAUCACAACUGGCGGUACUUCUUCAAGUCCACUGUCCUGGCCAGCGUGCAGAGGGGAAUUGCUGAGGAGCAGAUGGAGAAUGAGCCCCAGUUCAGUGCCAUCAUGCAGGCUUUUGGACAAUCCUUUCUCCAGCCCGACAUCCACCUUUUCAAACAGAAUCUCUUCUACUUGGAGACGCUCAACACCAAGCAGAAGCUGUACCACAAGAAGAUCUUCCGGACCACCAUGCUGUUCCAGUUCGUGAACGUGCUGCUCCAGGUCCUGGUUCACAAGUCCCAUGACCUUCUGCAAGAGGAGAUUGGCAUUGCCAUUUACAACAUGGCCUCUGUCGAUUUCGAUGGCUUCUUUGCAGCCUUCCUUCCAGAGUUCCUGACCAGCUGUGACGGUGUGGAUACCAACCAGAAAAAUGUGCUGGGACGGAAUUUCAAGAUGGAUCGGGACCUGCCCUCGUUCACCCAGAAUGUGCACAGGCUGGUCAAUGACCUGCGCUACUACAGACUCUGCAACGACAGCCUGCCCCCCGGCACCGUGAAGCUCUAGGAGCCCUGCGUGCCGCUGCGGCCUGCUCACUGCCCGAGGGACACGGGCCGCUGCCCCCUGCACCACCUCCACCUUCUGCCGCAGAUGUCUCCUGGACAGGCCUGGCCACCCCCCGGAAUCUCACGCCCUGAGCCACGCUGCCUGGAUUCAGGGUCCAUCUGAGCAUUGGCUGGAGGUCCCAGUCCAGGGAGCCCCUGGCAACCCCCAGGGGUGGGCCGUGCAGAUCAUGUGCAUAUCAGCCGAGCAGAAACGCCAAGGACAGCUUACGACAGUGCCACCUUCUCACCAUUCCACCUCCCCACCCUCCCGGCGCAGCCCGCCAUGGAGAGAGCCGCGAGUGGGCGCUGCCUCUGUGGAGCCCGCCCGAUUGCCUUGAAGUCCCUGCUCAUUGUCAGGGAUUUGCAAAGACUCCUGGGUCUUUUUUUUUUUUUUUUUGUCCUUGUUUUCUCAUCAUUCCAUUGUGAUACUAAAGAACUAAGAAGCUUAAUGGGAAAAUAAAAGCUUACAAUGUUGUUCUAUAAA